Trichomycterus rosablanca is the source of this 1583-nucleotide messenger RNA. RefSeq names its product WBP2 N-terminal like (gene wbp2nl). The record is from RefSeq and is a predicted model, not a curated record. Gene Ontology annotation, cellular component: nucleus. Gene Ontology annotation, biological process: positive regulation of DNA-templated transcription. Bases 63 to 860 code for a protein of 265 amino acids. Gene Ontology annotation, molecular function: chromatin DNA binding; transcription coactivator activity. Lineage: Eukaryota; Metazoa; Chordata; Actinopteri; Siluriformes; Trichomycteridae. The transcript is spliced from 8 exons.
AGCCAGCUCAGUCUGUCGGGUGUAUAAACUCGUAAACACGGCUUUGAUCAGUGUAGAGGAACAUGGCGCUUAACAGGAACCAUUCUCCUCAGGGAGCGGUUCUCAUCGACAACAGUGAGAGUGUGCUGAGAGACUGUAAGAAUGUGGAGCUCUCAUUCAGUGACCUUACACAGAAGAGUGACCUCUUCAAGGGAACCAAGAAAGGCAGCGUGUACCUCACACCCUACAGGAUGGUGUUUGUGAGCAGUAACAUGAAGGAGAAGUUCGGUUCCUUCAUGUUCCCCUAUUACCUGAUGAAGAACUGCAGCAUCGAGCAGCCCGUCUUCGCCGCCAACUACAUCCAGGGCGUCAUCAAAGCAGAAGCCAGCGGUGGGUGGGAAGGUCAGGCCAACUUCAAGAUGUCCUUCCCCAGCGGAGGAGCCAUCGAGCUCGGACAGGACCUCUUCAAACUGGCCUCCAAUGCAUCUCGUCCUCCCGCUCAGAACGGAAUGAACGGAUUCGGUUCCGCCGGCUACAUGAACGGCUACGCCAGCCCGGCCAUGCCUCAGGCCAUGCCUCAGGCCAUGCCUCAGCCCAUGUCUCAGCCCAUGCCUCAGCCGUAUUACAACCCUUACCCCUACCCACCCGCCGCUCCAGCCAUGUACGCCACAGCUCCGCCCUACAUGGCUCCUCCUCCACCUUACCCCGGACCACCUCAGAACUGGAACCCUCCCCCAGUUGCUCCUGGAAAUACCAAGGCAGCAGAAGCAGCUGGCAGUGCUUACUACAACCCCACCAACCCGCACAACGUCUACAUGCCCAUGGAGCAACCUCCACCGUACUUUCCUCCUCAGAAUCACGACGACAAGAAGACCAACUGAAAGCUCUCCGUCUGGACGUGACGUCACGCGACCAUCGCUGGCGUCACUCUCCCUUUAUCCCGACCUGUAUUGGAUAUUAGAUUCAGAGCAAUCAGACACGUUUAUCCCGUCUCCUGUUUCCUCUCCGAGUGAAUGUGAGCGCGCGAGUGAGUGUUUUAAGCGAGUGUGAAGCGGCGACCGAGGGGAGACGGAUAAAUCUAAAUCCUGUUUAUAACUGGUGACAGUUUUCUAGCUUUUCUGUACGUGUACGUUUUCACUGUUUGUAAUCAGAUCGUUAGAUUUUAUUAACGAGGAGAUUCUGCGUAGUGUGCGUGUGUGUGUGCGCGUGAGAGAGAUUCCCACAGUACUAAUACAAACUACUAUUAACAAACAUUUAUUAUUAAUUUACUGUUGUGUGUGGGUGAAGGGGUGCUGAUAUUUAUGGAACAUUCAUGGCAGGGCAACAGCCAAUCCACCGUCUGCAUGCUUUGGAAAUGUGGGAGGAAGUGAAAGUAUCUAGAGAUAAUCCCCAUCAAACUCCUGAAAACAGUGAGCGAGGUUUAAACCCGUGCACUGUAGGACCCUGGAGCUGUGCAGCAGACAGAUAACAGGUUAUUAAAUAUCAGCACUUCCCUUCACACCUUCUUUACCUUUGAUUGUUUUACUAUGUUUUCUUUGAUUUCCAGCUGCUGGAACUUAAUAAUAAAUGAUAUAUUAAUUCUAAAUAAAUAUCUAAAGAUUCAA